This is a messenger RNA of Rana temporaria (common frog), 1160 nucleotides long. RefSeq names its product major histocompatibility complex class I-related gene protein-like. The record is from RefSeq and is a predicted model, not a curated record. Bases 37 to 1068 code for a protein of 343 amino acids. Lineage: Eukaryota; Metazoa; Chordata; Amphibia; Anura; Ranidae. Gene Ontology annotation, biological process: immune response. Gene Ontology annotation, cellular component: external side of plasma membrane. The transcript is spliced from 6 exons.
CACACACCGACACCAGCUUCUACUGUUCACACGGAGAUGGGUUCCAUGCUUGGCUUAUCAAUCCUUCUGGAGGGUCUUCUUUCCUUUUCCGUAGUCUGUGCGGAUAGUCAUAGACUAAACUACUGCUUUACAACCAUCUGGUCCCCAAAAGGGUCAACCCCACCACAAACCCAAAUAAUUGGCUCUUUGGACGAUGUUCCGAUUUUGAAAUACAUCAACAGUGAAAGAAAACUGCAACGUCUCGCUGAUUGGCUGGGGAAAGUUAAUCCUAGAAACUGGGAAUAUCUGGAGGAAAUUGCAAAGUACUACGAACAGAGGCAUCAUCAUACAAUACAGCGUCUGAGCCCAUCGCAAAAUUAUACAGAUCUAUAUGUCUAUCAAGUGAAAUUUGGUUGCUGGAUUUAUGAGGAUAACUCUACGGGUGGGGAAGAAGAGUUUGGUGCUCAUGGUAGAGAUUUUAUCUUUUUGGACAACGAGAAGAGGGAGUUUAUGGCGUCUGUGGACGAGGCAGCGGCUUUAGCAUUAGCCAAGGAAUGGAACAGAAGACCGAACAGUGUCAGAAGACAAUUCCAUUAUAAAGACAUGGCGUGUGUUCAGUGGAUCUGGGAUUAUCUAGACAUGAAAAGUGAUGAUUUUCAAAAAAACGUGCGUCCAGAGGUGAAGGUGUGGGGCCGUCGUCAGUCGGAUGAUGUGACCAGACUUUAUUGCCUGGUGUACGGGUUUCACCCACGACAUGUGGAUGUGAAGUGGGUGAGGAAUGGGGAGGACCAUAUUCCUUCAUAUGAAAUGACUCCAGUUCUCCCCCAUCCUGAUGGCACCUAUCAGAUCAGAGUCAGUGUGAAAGUGCCAACAAGGGAGGGAGACUCUUACUCCUGUCAUGUGGAGCACAGCAGUCUGGAGGAUGUUUUCACCGUGAAACUGGAUGCUGAACAUAUUUCAUAUACAGAAAAGAGAAGAACAUUUACCUUGAUUCUUUUGCCCAUCGCUGCUGUUCCUUUUUUGGCAGUCUUCAUUGUACAUAUAAAGAAAUCAGGCCGCAAAAACAAGGCAAUCACCGAACCAGACUGAUGAUGGCGCUAAACAAAUCUCUUCAACCACCAUUUUGUUUUACUUUUGGUUAAGUGUGAGUGUUGUUGUAUUUGUUGAUGCUGUGUGUAUUA